AUGGGCCGGCAGAGCCUGGAAUCCGGCCACGAGAACGCUUGGACGCCCAGGUUUGGCCGGCGAGGUGCGGCGAACGCCGCCAACGGUAUGGCAGAGAUUGUACAUGCCGCCACCAUCAUCUACACUAAUGUUAAGUUUGCUAGGCGACGCACCGAAUUCGAUGCUUUCCUGGAGGAGGAGAAGCAAAAUCAGCUGUUUCGCAUGUUCGCACAUGUGAGCUUCACGCGUGACCCUCGUGCCGGUCGGGAUAUGGUGCCUGAUGAAGUAUGGGCGAAUCAACCUCCCGACCCCGAGAUUGCGCAGUUGGAGGAGGAGCGCACAAAGCUUAAGCAGGGAAGGUAUCGAAUCGAGGAUAGUCAGCAUGAGAGAAUCCGAACACUCAUGGACGAGAUCAGAAACAAGCGGACACAGCGCGAUAGGAUGACUGCAAGACUGGCCGAGAUUCUUUGCCUGCAGCCUGAUGGCUGGACAGAUGGGGAGCUGUUCAAACACAGAGCUGAGGCUAUCGACUUGAUGGUAGCUCUAUGCGAUAAGAAGGAAACAGGCAAAACUAGACGCGCGCAACGGCCAGCCAGGAUCGAGGCUUCUGUCAAGCAAGUGUCGCCGACAGCCGAGCGACGUGGUGAGGCGAUCUGGUGUGGCCAUCCGAAAUGCAGGCAGGAGAAGUUUGACCACGUGGACCAUUUUCGAGGUCAUGUUGAGCUAGUACAUGGAGUGAGCCUCAGGUCAUCGGAACAAUUCGCAAAGAGGCGACAAAGGCAGGCGGCGCGCCGCGAAAAGCAACACAGAGGACGGCAGCAGAAGAAAAUCGCGAAGAAGGCCGCCGCUAAGAUGUGA
This is a messenger RNA of Beauveria bassiana ARSEF 2860, 837 nucleotides long. RefSeq lists its product as uncharacterized. The record is from RefSeq and is a predicted model, not a curated record. Bases 1 to 837 code for a protein of 278 amino acids. The transcript has 4 exons. Lineage: Eukaryota; Fungi; Ascomycota; Sordariomycetes; Hypocreales; Cordycipitaceae.